Acanthosepion pharaonis is the source of this 768-nucleotide messenger RNA. The record is from the annotation of a GenBank genome assembly. NCBI's taxonomy places the organism in Eukaryota, Metazoa, Mollusca, Cephalopoda, Sepiida, Sepiidae.
AUGUCUGUCUUUUAUCUAUUAUUUUUUCUUUAUAUCUAUUAUUCUAUCUAUCUCAGUCUGUUUUUCAUACCUAUCUAUCCAUCGCUGCCUAAUUCUAUCUAUCUAUCUAUGCUUAAAAUAUUUUCUAUCCAAAUCUUCUCUAAUAUCUAUCUAUCUUUCUUCUAUCUAAAGUACUCACAUAAGACAUUGCCUCCAAAUCCUCUAUUCUUAAAAAAAACUAUCUAUCUAUCUCUAUCUAGACUAUCUAUAUCUAUCUAUCUAGAUUUAUUUCAUCUCUAUUCUUAUUUCAUCUAUCUAUUUUUUUCUAUCAGACUUUAUCUAAAAAUUAUAUCUGAUCUCUUCAAAUGGAUAUUUAUUUCAAAUUUAUUUUCAAUAUUAAUUUUAUAUUAUAAUCUAUCUUAUCUAUCUAUCAAUCACCCUAUCAUCUAUCAUAUUCACCAUUAUAUAAAAUUAGUUUAUUGUUUAAAAACAUCAUUACUAUUAUCUAUCAUCUAUCUAUCUAUCUUUACUUCUAUCUAUCUAUCUAUCUAUAUUCAGGUUUAUCUAUUGCUUUUCUAUCUGUCUAUAUCUAAUCUGUCUAUCUAUCUAUCUAUAUAUCUAUCUACUCAAGUCUGUCUGUCUAUCUAUCUUUACCCAAGUCCCUCUGUCUGUCUGUCUGUCUGUUCAUUCAUCCAUCCCCAAAUAUUUUUAUUUAUCUAUGCUAUAUAUAUAUUAAAUUAUCUAUCUCUUUUUCAAAACGCUUUAUCUAUCUAUCUAUCAUCGUGGUAA